CUCUUCUUCCUUAACCCCCCCAAACCCCUUCUUCUCACCCACCAUCGCCUCUCUCUCUCUCUCUCUCUCUCUCUCUCUCUCUCUCUCUCUCCUCCUCACUCCCAUUAAAUCAAAAACUUCAAAUCUCCAAAUUUCACACCAAAUUUCCCCAAUAAAUUGAAAUUCAACAAAAAAAUUCCCAGAAUAAACCUACUUUCGAAAUCCCCAGAAAAGAUCCCCCAAAAAAAAAACCCCAAAUCAAUCAAAUAAUAAUGGAACCCUUAUCAAUUCAACCAACCGAAUCAUCAAUUUUACUAUUUCUACCAAUUUUUUUUACAAUUUAUUUAACUGGGUAUUUCAUAAUCUUCAAAAAUUGGCCCCCAAAAUUCCGCCCAGAAAGUGCAAGCUGCUUCAUCUCCCUCUUUCAUGGCACCCCAGCUGCAAUCCUCGCUAUUUUCUCUCUCCUCAACAACAACAACUCUCACCAAUCUUUCUUUACCCAAAAUACCCCUCUCCAAAACAUGAUCCUUGACUACAGUAUUUCUUAUUUUAUCAUGGAUUUGACCCAUUACCUAAUCUUCUACCCUUCUGAUUUAUUAUUCAUUGGGCAUCAUUUAGCUACUUUGUUCGUGUUCAUAACUUGCCGUUAUCUUGUUUCUCAUGGUGCAUUCUCCAUUUUGGUGCUGCUAAUUUUGGCUGAAAUCACAAGUUUAUUGCAAAAUCUAUGGACCUUGGCAAAUGCAAGAAGGGUAGAAUCGGAACUUGCUGAAAAAAUUUACUCUAUUUUGUCACUCCCUUUUUAUGUAAUUUAUACUAUUGCUAGGGUUAUUUUAGGACCAUUAUUUGUGUAUAAAAUGGGCUAUUCUUAUUUUAAAGGAGAUGGGAUUGGAAUUAUUCCAACUUGGGUUAUGAUUUCUUGGAUUUGUGUUAUUGUAACAGCAAUUUCAGUCAGUAUUUUGUGGAUAUGGAAUUUAUGGGUGGAGUUGUUUAGACAAUGGAGGAAGAAGAAAGUUCAAUAAGUGUAUAAUUGUAAUUUUACAUUUUUUUAUUGUGCAAAUAUAAAUAUUUAUGUAUGGCACUUUGGAUUUUA
Molecule: messenger RNA, 1069 nt
Organism: Chenopodium quinoa (quinoa)
Lineage: Eukaryota; Viridiplantae; Streptophyta; Magnoliopsida; Caryophyllales; Amaranthaceae
Product: TLC domain-containing protein At5g14285-like
Exons: 2
Coding region: 252-998 (248 amino acids)
Cellular component (GO): membrane
Source: RefSeq, a predicted model, not a curated record